CAUACCUACUUACUCGUAUGUAGAAUAGUUAUUGUGAAUCGAGAGGUCGUCAUAACGGUGUAUGUGUGUAAUUUGAUAUUUUUCUUACAUAAUACUUGGAUAUUAAAGGGUAAUUGUAGUAGAGCAUGUCAUUCAGUCUUCGUAAAUAACUUGGUUUAUAAUAUAAAAUAUGAUUUCUUAUUUUUACUCGUUUUAUUGAUAGUAAAAAUAGUGCCUAAUUUUUGAAUAGAUAGGUAUGCGAAUUUGAACAAUUGGAGGAAGAUGACUGAUGAAAAAAUAGAAAAUGAAAUUAGCGAAUUUGCCAAGAAAUUACAGGAGAAUGAAAACGAGCCACUUCUUUCGAGAGAAAAAAAUCAACAAAUUCCGCGAAAUCUGAGCACACUGCAAAAGCUUUCGUUUGGUUUGGGACAUGUAAUAAAUGAUAUUUUAGGAGUGUUGUGGUUUUCGUACGCUUUGAUUUUCUUACAAAUCGUAGCUCGGAUUCCACCUACUAUUUCAGCACUUUUGAUGUUCUUAGGACAAUUCACGGAUGCAGCUGCAACACCUUUUAUUGGCAUACUGAUAGAUAAAUUCGGAAGUAAAAAGCGAUGGAACGCAGCUGGAGUAAUUUUAAUUGCUUCAAGUUUCCCGUUUAUAUUCCACAAUUGGAAUGACGCGUUAUGGUACAUGCCAUUUUAUUACAUUCUUCCUAUAAUCAUUUUUCAAAUAGGAUGGGCCACCGUUCAAAUAUCUCAUUUAUCAAUGAUUCCAGACAUGACAAUUUUUUUACAAGAAAGGGCCGAGCUCACAAGUUUACGAUACAUAAUUUUUGUUUGUUCAAAUAUUACAAUUUACAUCGUGGCGUACUUCAUAUUACAAGAAUCAAAAAUGGGCGCUCUAAUUGAACCAAGAGAUGGAUGGAAAUUUGAAGUAGUCGCUAUCAUUGCAGUUUCUAUCGGAGUGAUUUGUUCGAUAUUUUUCCAAUCCGCUCUGAAAGUUCCUCCGACGCAGAAAAAAUCAAAAUCCGCUUUCAAUACAGCUAUACAAACUUGGCGAAAAUUAUACGAGAUUUGCAGUUCUUCUAAAUUAUAUUUAGUCGCAUUUAUUCACACGACCAGCAGAUUAUUUCACUCGUUGAAUUUAACUUAUAUUCCUUUUCUAAUAAAUGAAACGAAUAUGAAAAAUUCUGGUAUUUUAGCUGGAGCCCCAUUCUUCAACUUCACAGCUGCUUUGUUAUCUUCGGUGAUCGUUAAUCUGCUAUCUAAGAAAUAUGUCAAUAAUAAGAUCAUGUUUACUGCUGGUACAACAUUCGCUCUUCUUAGCUGCGUCUGUGUGUAUUUAGAUCCCAGUAACUCGGAUGAUGCAGGCUAUAUUUACAGUGCUUCGGUAUUCUGCGGUAUUGGAAGCGCAAUGACUGUGAUAACGAGUCUUUGUAUAGCAGCGAAUUAUAUAGGAAAAGAUACCGAAUACGGCGCUUUUAUAUACGGACUCAUAACAUUUUCCGAUAAAAUCCUCACCGGCUUGAUUAUAUUCUCGAUUGAAAGUUUAAAAAGCUCAAAUAUUAUUUCUUCCGAACACUAUUAUAAGUUCGUGUUAACAUUCGUGAAUGCAACUUUAACAAUGCUGGGAUACAUUUUUCUACUUCUUUUGCCAUCAUCAGUUUGUUAUUCAACUUAAAACUCAAGUUUAAAAAAAGAAAAAAAGAACAAAUGUAAAUAAGUAAAAUAAAUGGUAAAUGAGAAAGUACAUACAAUUAUAAAAGUUGAAUAAUAAAAAUGAAAUGAUUAAAAUUACCUAAUCUCUAUUAUUAAGUUUCAGUGGAUUUUCCACAGGAAAUUUUGAAAAAUCAGUCGUUUCACAUUCGGUACGUUUGAAUAUUUUCAUAUCAAUAUCACUAUUGGGUGGUGGUAAAUAAAGCGCAACUGCGUCGAUCGAAGGACGCGAAAAAGAACUACUACUACAUUCUGGAUACGCAAAUUGCACCUCUCUGGCUUCUCGUCCAGUCUCGAUAUCUGAAUUAUUGCUGUUGUCUGAAGAUUUCAGCGAAAAGUGAUCGAUAUCCAAUAACGUGCAUAGCUAUAAUAAGGAAAUCUCGGUGUUAAAUUUCUUGAUUAAAUUAAUGUGUCAUAACGA
This is a messenger RNA of Planococcus citri (citrus mealybug), 2112 nucleotides long. RefSeq names its product major facilitator superfamily domain-containing protein 12-like. The record is from RefSeq and is a predicted model, not a curated record. Gene Ontology annotation, molecular function: symporter activity. The transcript is spliced from 9 exons. Lineage: Eukaryota; Metazoa; Arthropoda; Insecta; Hemiptera; Pseudococcidae. Bases 262 to 1656 code for a protein of 464 amino acids. Gene Ontology annotation, biological process: carbohydrate transport. Gene Ontology annotation, cellular component: plasma membrane.